Messenger RNA from Dimorphilus gyrociliatus, 2387 nucleotides. NCBI's taxonomy places the organism in Eukaryota, Metazoa, Annelida, Polychaeta, Dinophilidae. The record is from the annotation of a GenBank genome assembly.
AACUGCUGCUAGAAACCAUAUCCGUGUUACUAUCGAACGUGGAAUUUUUUUGGAAAUUGUCACCCUCUGCUUUGUGCUAUUAUCUGGUACAACAUCUCUGAAUGUAUACUAACAAUUAAAAAUCCCUGCAGAUCAUAGGAUUAAAAUUUAUGUAAUCAAAGGUGCAAUUUUCUGAAGACACCGAUUUUUCUGAGUGAUAUUUAAAGAUCUUUGAAAAAAUUAGCUUUGUUUUGAGUACUAAAAGUAGCUUGAAACAGGAAAUAAUCUCUCGAAGUCUAUUCUUUUUUGUGUCUAUGUGAAUAUUUGUUAUAAUGAGGUUAACUCUGAGACUGUUACUUAAGGUGGUAGCAAUUUUUGGUCUGUUAUUGAUUGUUCUACCUCUCUGGCUAAAUAGAUUGGAUAAGGAUAAUAUUAAAAAAGAAGUUCAUAGAAAUAAUAUUGAUUCCAAAGUCAACAUUCCUGAUUUGAAAAUCAAUCAGGACCAAGGAAACAACUUUAAUGAAGAAGAUGGAGGUGCUCAAUUACCUCCACCAGAUAAGAGACAAGAAAACGUUCACAAACAAGAAGGUAUUACAGACAAUGAAGAUUCUGCCCCAAUUGGUUUUGAACCGGUUGUUUAUGGGCCCAAGUCUGUGUUCAAAGAUGGUAUUAUAGGAAACUAUGAGCCAAAAUUUGAGCCAAAAACAGGAGCUGGCGAAAUGGGAAAGCCUGUCUACAUAUCUAUGUCUGAGAGAUCAGAGGCAGACAGAUCAAUCAGUGAAUUUGGAUUUAAUAUGGUCGCAAGUGAUAAAAUAUCUAUGAAUCGAAACAUACCUGAUACUAGAUUAGACGAAUGCAAAUACUGGCAUUAUCCCGAAACUUUACCAACUGCUUCAGUUAUAAUAGUUUUUCAUAAUGAAGGAUGGUCUUCACUUUUACGAACAGUACACUCUGUUAUUGAUAACUCACCUCCUCAACUUCUUCACGAAGUUGUUAUGGUUGAUGAUUUCAGCAGCAAGGCUCAUUUAGGACAAAAACUACAAGAUUAUAUAGACACACAAUUUAAAGGUUUAGUCAAACUGCACAGAAAUAAAGAAAGAUUAGGACUCAUAAGAACAAGAACUUUGGGAGCUAAAUAUUCUACCGGUGAUGUUAUUGUGUUUCUUGACGCUCAUUGCGAGUGCAAUAGAAACUGGCUGCCUCCUCUUCUUGCAAGAAUUUCUUACGACAGACAUAUAAUGACUGUACCUGUUAUCGAUGCCAUACAUUGGGAUACUUUUCAAUAUCACUCAAGUUAUGCUGAAAAUACGCACUUUAGAGGCAUAUUUGAAUGGGGCUUCUUAUAUAAGGAAAGUCGAGUACCAGUCAAAGAACUAUCUCGACACCAAUACGCUAGCGAACCAACCAUUAUGACUGUUCCUACCAUAGAUGGUAUAGAUUGGAAUACAUUUCGGUAUUCUCCUGUUUAUCAGGACGGGCAGCAUUAUAGAGGUAUUUUUGAAUGGGGAUUUUUGUAUAAGGAAUCCUCUGUUCCGGAUAAAGUUCUUAGGUCCAGAAAAUACAAUAGUGAGCCUUAUCAGUCACCUACACAUGCUGGAGGAUUAUUUGCAAUUGAUAGGAAGUAUUUCUUUGAACUUGGAGCUUACGAUCCAGGUCUUUUAAUAUGGGGAGGUGAAAAUUUUGAAUUAUCUUUCAAAAUUUGGCAAUGUGGUGGAUCAAUUGAAUGGGUUCCUUGCUCAAGAGUUGGCCACGUAUAUCGAAAUUCCAUGCCCUAUGGAUUUGGCAAUAUAAAUCCACAAAUUCCAAUUAUAUUAAUCAAUUAUAUGAGAGUCGUAGAAGUUUGGUUAGACGACAAAUACAAAGAAUAUUUUUAUACAAGAGAACCAACUAUUAGAGGUUAUCCAAUAGGUAAUGUCACAGAACAAAUAGAAUUUAAGAAGAAGCACAAAUGCAGAUCUUUUGACUGGUUUAUGAAAAAUAUCGCAUACGAAGUGUUUGAUCGAUUUCCUCCCCUGCCACCAAACGUUGGUUGGGGGGAAAUUGCUCAGAGAGACUCACCAAAUCCACAAUGUUGGGACACACAAGGCCAACCACUGGGUGGUGGCGCUAUUGGCGUUUCACCAUGCCAUCACUUGGGGGGCAAUCAAAUGUUCAGAUUAAAUGCUGAAGGACAAAUAGGAGUUGGAGAGCGAUGCAUACGUGAAGCUGGUAAUGUGCUACAAUUGAAUUAUUGUCCUGUUCACCCAACUGGUCCUUGGAAAUGGGAUAAGGAAACAGGAUUAAUCAGCCAUACCGGUGGAAAAUGUGUGGGAUUUAGGGCACUUAAGCUUAAACUGGUAACAUGUGACAAGGAAGACUCAACUCAACUUUGGAUCAUUAAAGAAAUCAGAACGUGGACAAAAAAUUAG